GCUCAGUGGCAGAGCGGUUGCCUAGCAUGCAUAAAACCCUGGGUUUGAUCCUGAUUAUAAAAUUUAUUUUCCUAUUAAGAAAAGGAAGGAUUUUUAGUAUAUGCGCUGCUGAAGAGAGCACAAAAGGAAGGAUUUUUAAAGCUCACCAGUUCUGUAUCAUCAGUUCUUAGUACAUUUAGUAUUUAUCACUCAGAAAAAAGAAUGAAAGUUUAAUGUAAUUUCAAUUUUCAUAUUUUACAAGUAAUUGUCUUGCACAGAAGAGUUAGAAAUGUGCUUCUAUUUAAAAAAUAAUAGAAUGGUGUACAGAUUAGUGUGGGACGAGGCUGGAUAAAAUGUGCCUCUUGCAAAGUGGGAAAUCUAAGAUUCACGGUGAACCUGGGAGGGGAGCUAUUGAUCUGACACUGAGGGGCUGAGCACAUUGGGUGUGAUGCAUGCCCUUUGGAUUAGACUAACUUCUGGUGAUUUGAGGAUCCUGGCCAGUAUUCACUGUUCACAAUGGCAAGGUGCUACCUCACGGGCACUGUUCGCUCUGGGCUGGAGGCUGCUGUCUCCCCUCCCCCACGGUCUGGUCCUUUGAAGCCCUCUCCCCACCCCACCCCACCCCACCCCACCGCAGCAGAUCAGUUUCCUGGGGCUUUUAUCAGGUCCUCUGCUUCUUUCCUGUUCAGGUUCCAGCCACAUGUGUUUGAUAAGCUUUAGAUCAGCUGAAAACACAAAACAUCAUGUUAAAUGGAGAGAGAGAGAGAGAGAGAGAGAGAGAGAGGGAGGGAGGAGAGGGCAGAUGGAAGCUAGAGGGAGGGAAGGAAGAGGUGGGUGGGCUAAGUAGCUGGAACCCCCACCCUUAGCACCCCAUGCAACCUGACUUUCGGGGCACUCACUCCUGAGAGUAAGCAGGUAGCUCGGCCCCUGCCUCCCUCCUCUGGUCACUUGGGCUGGACCUGGCCGAGCAAGCUUUCAAGCUCCUGUAAGUCGACUUGGGUUUUAAUUUCAAGACUCCUUGCAGCCAUACUUCCUCAUAUAUUUUUCAGUCAAGCAGAAAUGAAAAGCAUGAUCUCCAUAGUUCCUAAUAACAGCGUCCUAGUUAGUAGCACUAGAUUAUGUAUAUAUUAGCAAAGCACCACAAACGGGAUGGCUUAAAAUGACAGAAAGUCCCAGUCACGAGGAGGCAAGUUCAAAGUCAAGGCGUCAGUAGGGUCACGACUCCUUCCUGGCCUCUUAUCAACUCUGACAGUGUCUGUCAAGCGUGGCUCUCCUCCUGCAGCCCUCUGCCUCUGCCCUUGACAUUGCUCUUCUAAGGACACCAUCCAGGGCCUCCCUACUCCAGGGUGACCACAUCCCACCUAGUUACAGCUUCAAGGACUCUGUGUCUGAACAAGGCCACCUUCUGAGCGCCUGGCAGACUCAACUCCUUCCGUAACAAAGAGCGACCUCCAACUUUCAUGUCUAAAGGAAGCCGAAUGGUAGAGGUCAGUUGAAGGAUGGAGAGGAGAAAGAUCUCUUGAAAUCAGAAUAUCCAGUUAUUCAGCUGUUCGCUCUCAAAAUGUUGGGUGUUAUUACAAAUGAUAAGAAGUCCCAGGCAAUGCUAAGAGACAGUCAAGGACUGGACCACCUUAUUAAGAUCCUAGAUACCAAGGAACUAAAUGACCUCCACAUAGAAGCACUUUCAGUGGUGGCUAAUUGCCUUGAAGAUAUGGAUAGUAUCCUGCUGAUUCGGCAGACAGGGGGGCUUAAGAAGCUCCUAGCAUUUGCAGAAAACUCUACAAUUCCUGAUAUUCAGAAGAAUGCAGCAAAAGCAAUUGCUAAAGCAGCUUAUGAUUCUGAAAGUAGAAAACUUUUCCACGAACAAGAGGUCGAAAAGUGCCUCGUAACCCUUUUGGGUUCUGAAAGCGAUGGAACUCAAGUCGCUGCUUCCCAAGCCAUCUCGGCCAUGUGUGGAAAUGCGGGCAGCCAAGAUUUCUUCAACACUCAGGGGAUCCCACAGUUAGUGCGCUUGCUCAAAAGUGACAACGAAGAGGUCCAAGAAGCUGCCGCCCUGGCCCUGGCCAGUUUGACCACUUGCAAUCCUGCUAAUGCAAAUGCCGCAGCCGAAGCCGACGCUCUCGGGCCCUUGACAAGCACGCUGUCCAGUAAGCGCGACGGCGCCGUGGCCAAUGCGGCCACCGUACUGAUGAACAUGGCGAUGCAGGAGCCACUGCGCGCUGCCGUGCAGAGCCAAGACGUCCUGCAGGCCCUCAUCGGCCCGCUGGGCUCUGCCAACACCGUGGUGCAGAGCAAGGCCGCCCUUGCCGUCGCGACCACCGUCUGUGACGUGGAGGCUCGCGCGGAGUUAAGAAACCGAGGUGGGCUGGAGCCGCUGGUGGAGCUCCUGCACUCCAAGAAUGACGAGGUCAGAAGGCACGCCAGCUAUGCCAUCAUGGUCUGUGCCGGUGAUGAGCUGACGGCCACGGAGCUGUACAGGCUCGGGGCUUUGGAUAUCCUUGAAGAAAUUAGCCUAUCAGUAAGACGAAAAAAUAAAUUCAGUGAGGCAGCUUAUAACAAAUUGCUCAACCAUAAUCUUUCCCUGAAAUACAGCCAGACUGGCUAUUUGUCAUCAAGUAACAUAAUUAGUGAUGGAUUCUAUGAUUAUGGUCGGAUAAAUCCUGGUACUAAACUUCUGCCACUGAAGGAACUCUGCUUGCAAGAACCUAGUGAUCGACGCGCUGUUCUCUUAAUCAACAAUGAAUCUGUUGAUGGUUCUCUACUUAUGGAAGAUAAAUCAUCAGACCUUAGUUAUAGACGAAGUAUUUCUUCUUCAUCUUCACUAAGAAGAGCAAGUAAAGAAAAGACCACUUCUCUUUUUAGUACUGGAUUUGGAUCUCCCACAGAACUGAAAUCAGAGCCUACUUCGGGAAGAAAUACUGUUCUUAGCAAAAGUGCCACUAAAGAAAAAGGACCGAGGAAAGGCAGAGGGAAAAAAGAAGAGGAGAAAGUGAAAGAGGAGGAAGAGGUGCUGGCGAUACCAAAGCUGACAGGAGAAAGCAGCCCUGAGAAAGAAUGGUACCCACCCCCGGACCCUCACUUCUGCACAUACGUGUACGACGUGACCAGGUCGAUCCUGCCCGUAACCAAUGUCAAGGAGCAGGUUGAGGUUCUUGCCAAAUAUGUGGCAGAAAAAAUGGGUGGUAAGAUUCCCAAAGACAAACUGCCUGAUUUCAGCUGGGAACUUCACAUAAGUGAACUGAAAUUUCAACUUAAAUCCAAUGUCAUCCCAAUUGGGUAUAUCAAAAAAGGAAUCUUCUACCAUCGAGCUUUGCUUUUCAAGGCUCUGGCUGAUAAAAUUGGCGUGGGCUGCUCUCUGGUUCGAGGGGAGUAUGGCCGCGCAUGGAAUGAGGUGAAGCUGCUGGACCCGUCUUGGAAGGGGGUGACUGGGGCCUUCUCUGCGCCAGAAACCUGGAUCGUUGACCUCAUGUUCCACCCUGGGGCACUGAUGAAGUCAGGAGGCAGAGAGGCCAAUCUUUACCAAUUUCUUUAAACUGUCAGAGGAGCAUGAAGGCUUCAAACUAGAAACUCACUGUGCACACCAAGUCCACCGAUUGAUUUUGUGACUUUAAAUAAAAGUAUUAGAAAUCUUCA
Messenger RNA from Heterocephalus glaber (naked mole-rat), 3612 nucleotides. It is a transcript of the gene Armc3, whose product is annotated as armadillo repeat containing 3. Lineage: Eukaryota; Metazoa; Chordata; Mammalia; Rodentia; Bathyergidae. Gene Ontology annotation, molecular function: protein binding. The record is from RefSeq and is a predicted model, not a curated record.